GUAUUCAUGUAACGCAUCAUUCAAACCAAGGAAAAGUGUUGUGCUCCCUUAUAGAAGUGAUUAAUAGAAGCUGUAUGUAAAAAUAAUGGAAGUUCCGUCCUGAAAGUUUUGAAUAAUUCAAAUCGAGAGCUCACAACUAAGAUUAUCUAGGCCAGGUCUAUCAAAAUGAGUUCCAACAACAAUGUUCCCACCAACCCUGAAGGGUGGAAACAGUAUUCAGAAUCAGACUCUCUGCCCACCCUACCUCAGAAAUCAAGUGUGGGAGUUAACGGAUUCAAAGUGAGUUUUCAAGGACGGUAGAUGUUAAAGUUGCUAAUAAGUUGCAGUAUGUUAAGCGAGACAUAUAUGUUGAUGUCCCAACUGUGCUUGCAUCUGCUGCGAGUGCUAGGCAAAUCAGUAUAUACGCAGAUGUCCUUGCAUUCCCUUCACCAAACAUUAACAUCGCGGUUCCAAAGUUUGGAAUUAUCAAGUUUAUCACCCGGGUCGUAUCAGCAAGUGGACCUCUUCUCAUUACUCUUAGCCCAGCGGCCAAUGAACAAUCUGCUUUCCUCAUUUAUGGUUCAACCUUUGACCAACCAAUCUCAUUCAAAGUCGGCUCCGAUCCCCCAGUCUCCCUUAAUCUUUCUCCAGAUUUAGGGAACCUCGGAGCAAAGAUUAUUCUCAAUAACGGUGUGGCGACUCUUACCUACUUGAGUAGAUACGUCGACCUUUCAAUAUCCGACGUUGAGUUCAACAAAUGCUUAUCGACUCAAAUUCGUAUUGCCUCGAUUCUAUUCUGGCUGAAACCAGCAAUUGCAUUAUCUUUGGCUUCUCAUGUAGCUAGAGCAACUGCUUCGUCGUUGACAGGCGCUCUUCUCAACCUUCAGGCGCAUGCUUUGGGACAACAAAUUUCGGCAUCAGCUCUGACUGGGCCCAACAUGAAUUACGCGCCGAGUUUGUCACUUGGGCUAUAUAAGAUAGUCCUUGAUAAUGCUAUAGCAACAACCCUUGCUUUUGAAACCCAGUACAAUCGUUUCUCGGAUCGCCAAGCUCAAAUUGCGGACCAAAAGUUGGCAUGGAAAGCCAUGCUUGACCGAGAAAAUGAUGCUGUCACUGUCCAACAAACUCUCGUCAGCAAUGCUUUAGCCAGAUGGGAUAGCGCAACGGAUAUCUUGAACAACGCGGAAAACACUAUGCAAUUUCAUCAAAUUGUACUUAAAGAGAAAGAGAUACUUUUCUCGUCAGGGAUCGAACAAUGGAAAUUCCGCCAGAUUGAGAAAGCAAUUUUUGACGUAUUCAAAGCCGUCAUUGGUAUGUCUGAUGUUACCUUCUUCAACCAUUUCGUGGACGUGAAAAGCUUACUAAAACUUUUACCAGGAUUUUCAAUCGCCAUUGGUGAGUUGGCUAUUGGAAACCCCACAGGCGCGGCUGCCGCACCAGCUGCGGCUGCUUCAGCAGUUACAACUAUUGCCAAAGCCGCAAGUGCAACGAAUGCAUUGAUUAAGCCCGACACACUCAAGGCUCUCAAGGGUGGCACCGAGGCAAUUUUCAAGUUAUGGGAUAGUACAAAUGCCAUAGUGACUGAAGUCCGAGCACAAUCUACUCGUGUGCCUUCAAGCAUCAAUUUGAACCCGGCAGGAGGGGACGUGUCGGGCGACGAUAAGGGCAGUGCUGAUUUGACAUCUAUCGUAAGUCUCGCAGCAUGGGACGAUUGGAUGUUACAGGCAGAUUCGCAACUCAGCUUCGCCAUCGCGCAGAACAUUGGAGGUGCCAGCGCGUACCAGCUUGAAUUGCGUCGACAUGCAAUAGAUGGGAAACUUCUCACACAGGCACGAGCCCAAUCCGUCAAGCUUGGUAAAUGCUCCACUAAUUGACUCUUGAAAAGACAAUUGCUAACUAUACCGUGUGUUUUAGGCCAGGAGUACCUUCAAUUAUGGCUACAAUUGCAUGCUACGCAAACCAAUGCAGCUCGUCUCCAACAGCUCUUCGAUACGUAUCAGGACGAAGAAGAUAUUGCUCUCGAAGCACAAAGCUAUUUUUAUGACAGAGUUUUGAUGCUUCGUACUAGUAUUAUGAUCUACAUGAGAGAUGCUGUGUGGGCAUACAAAUACUACACGCUUAAUGACAGCUCGAUUACAUUGGAUCCCCUUAAAUCCAUAUUGGAAUAUCAACAAGACUCGAAUAUGAUUGUACAGGAAGUCACUAUAAGCAAAGAAAGAUACUCGAGUGAUGUUACAAGUGAGUCAAAGUACCCAACUCGUGGAGACUUCAAACUUAUUUGCGUUAAUUUAGCUUUUAUUCCUACCACUUUGACAACUGAUGUAAGUGAACAUCACAGAAUUUGCAACGAAAAUUUGCUGAUUGAUUUUUGCUUGCAGCUACCACUGGACUAUGCAACCAUUGUUGUGACCGCUCUCCAGUCACCCUCCAAUUCCGUCGUCAUCACGCUCUCGCCGGAAAUCUUGAAUAAUGAUCCCAGCUCACAGAAUCUUCCACCAAUCACCGGACCCUUCACUGAUGGUUCUAUGUUCCGCGUCUCUGGUAUGCGCGCGUUUCUCCUUGGCGCCGUACCCCAUACAUACACAAAUAAUACAGCUCUUGUGCGGCUCACCAUCUCCACAUCCGGCGUAUAUGCCGAUGUGAAGGACAAUACUGUAUAUGGCUUUACAAUAAAACCCCUCAAUCGACCUUUCGAGUAUCUUAUGGCGCGUGACGGUACAGCUAGUCUCCCACCAAUCAAGGAUUCGAUUAUCAAAAGUCAGGAUUAUGUCGAUCCUACCCCAUUUGCGCAGUGGACGGUGAAGAUACUUAAUCCACAGGACUUUGAUUUGACGGGCUUGACGGGCUUGAAGUUGUAUUGGGAGGGUAGUGCACAUUUUAAUGCUCAUUAGGUCAAUCCUCCAAUAAGUUGUGAAUAUCAGUGAUGAAAUUCUGAUAUGGAUUUGUCCCUCCAACUAUUUUCCCUACUCUAGUACCAUUUCAAUACUAUCUGUUAUCCAAUACUAUACCUCUAACUUACUGAGGAUAUGUAACUACGGCAUGUACAUGAACAUAACUAUCUAGCUUGUAGCUGCAGUCUUGUUUCUCACUUCGAAAAUUUGAUUGGGGAAUUUCCUCUGUUGUUUUAUCUAGAUGUAUACAAUCUUCAGUAUCGGCGUACAAAACAUCAAAAGAAGCACAUACACUGCAUAUCAAGCCUA
Sclerotinia trifoliorum is the source of this 3179-nucleotide messenger RNA. NCBI's taxonomy places the organism in Eukaryota, Fungi, Ascomycota, Leotiomycetes, Helotiales, Sclerotiniaceae. The record is from the annotation of a GenBank genome assembly.